Messenger RNA from Peniophora sp. CBMAI 1063, 1233 nucleotides. Lineage: Eukaryota; Fungi; Basidiomycota; Agaricomycetes; Russulales; Peniophoraceae. The record is from the annotation of a GenBank genome assembly.
AUGCGCUCUCUUGCUCUAGCUGUCAUUGCUGCGUCUAUCGCGUUCUCUGUGGCAGCACCGGCUAGUGAGAGUAAUGGCGUUAGGAUUCCUCUGGCUCCGCGUAAGCGGUUCGCCAACGAGGAUGGCGUAGCGAACAUUACUCUGCUUCAGAAGCAUCUCGCUCGCUCGCUCGACAAGGUCUCCCGUGGCUUUGAUGCCUUCGAACGUAAUACCGGCGCUAAGCAUCCUUUGGACACUGGCAAUCGCCCUUCCAAGCGCGCGACUGGGGCAGACCCUCUUACGGACGACGAUGAGGGAGAGUUAUGGCAGGGAGCCAUCUCUGUCGGUUCUCCUGCCAAAGGCUUCACGGUGGAUUUCGACACAGGGUCCUCAGAUCUCUUUCUUCCUGGUGCCAAUUGCGGUGCGACUUGCCGUGGACAUACUCUCUACAGCCCUGGGACGAGUGCUACCAACACUCGCCAGCGUUUCAGCCUUGCCUUCGGCGAUGGAUCUACUGUUCAGGGCACACUUUUCACGGAUACAGUGACCGUAGCUGGUCUUACUGCGACUGGCGCAGCUGUCGGCGAGGCUUCUCAGUACAGCACUGGUUUUGAGAUCGCGAACUUCCCACCCGAUGGUCUUAUGGGCAUGGCGUUCCAGCAGAUCUCCGUCUUCAAUAAGCCGCCAUUCUUCAUGUCGCUCAUCAGCCAGGGAAAGGUUACUUCACCCGAAUUUGGAGUCAAAUUGUCGACGUCGGGUUCAGAGCUUUUCCUUGGUGGUGCCGACACCAGACUCUUCACUGGAGCCUUAACGCAAGUUCCAGUGACGACAGUCGGCUUCUGGGAGGUGAGCAUGGGCGCAAUCGGUGCGGGAGGGCGUACAGCAGCAACUAACAUUGACACCAUCGUGGAUACGGGCACCACUCUCGUCGUCGGCGACAUGAACACUGUUAGGGCUCUCUAUGCAGACAUACCUGGCUCGGCAGAUGCGAGCAACACCGCCGGACCUGGCUUCUUCACAUUUCCAUGCAACACGGAUCCAAAAGUUGCUCUCACUUUUGGAGGUAAGAGCUUCCCUAUCUCUCUCGACACGUUCAAUCUCGGCCAGCUGGAGGCGGGAUCCAAUGAGUGCGUCGGAGGGGUAAUGGGAGCGUCGGGCCUUCCGGCCUUUAUUGUCGGUGAUGUGUUCUUACAGAAUGUCUACACAGUCUUUGAUGUUGGAAACACGCGUGUCGGCUUUGCGACUCUCGCCUGA